Polychytrium aggregatum is the source of this 565-nucleotide messenger RNA. RefSeq lists its product as uncharacterized. Lineage: Eukaryota; Fungi; Chytridiomycota; Chytridiomycetes; Polychytriales. The transcript has 3 exons. The record is from RefSeq and is a predicted model, not a curated record. Bases 93 to 482 code for a protein of 129 amino acids.
CUGUUGCCCCUGUUGCCCCUGUUGCCCUGUGCCGACCCUGGUCUUGGUCUCGGCUGCCACUGCACCGACCCUGGCAGUCCUUGGUUCCCAUCAUGGCUCGACCUCAACCCGCCGCCGGCUUCGUUGACCAAGAGCUUGCCCAGGCCCUCGACGAAUACUCCUUUGCGUUGCCCCGGAUCAGCCUGGCACUCCUGGAAGGUGUCGAUCUUGUUGUUUCAGUCUCCAAUGCAGGCUUUACGAUCAUCCAAGUCGAUCCUGCAUCCGCCGAGGACCAUUCACUGGCAGAGGCUCGACCAUUCAACGCAGACCCGUAUCUGCUCAAGACAUUCGAGAGCCUGGAUGCCCUGCUGAACGAAGCCAGUCCGCUCUUUCGCGGCAGAUUCCAGCAGCGGCUGUUUGCACGAUUGGCAGAAAUCCAAGACGAACAGAGCGACGGCAGCGACGGCAGCGACGGCAGCGACGGCGAUCGAGACAGGCCCUGAGACCACCGAUGCAGCAGGCCGUCGUCUGCAUCGAUAUGAUCAGUGCCAUUGCCAUUGCCAUUGCCAUUGCCAUUGCCAUUGCC